This is a messenger RNA of Vigna umbellata (rice bean), 1199 nucleotides long. Its product is annotated as RNA polymerase III RPC4. Lineage: Eukaryota; Viridiplantae; Streptophyta; Magnoliopsida; Fabales; Fabaceae. Gene Ontology annotation, molecular function: DNA binding. Gene Ontology annotation, biological process: tRNA transcription by RNA polymerase III. Gene Ontology annotation, cellular component: RNA polymerase III complex. The record is from RefSeq and is a predicted model, not a curated record.
UAUGAACCUAACUUUGGUAGGUUUUUCAAGUAGUGGCGGAUCUGCCGCUCACUACUUCCUAUUGCUUUCAAAGACAUUGUUCUCUCUCUUCGUCAAACAAACCACAUACUUUCCGAUCAGCAUUACACUCUAAUGGAUUCAGAGCCUUCUCCACAAGUCAGACGGAAGCAUAAAUUUGCUCCAAGAGCACCACCCCGUCUUGUUCCAAAGAAAGAAGUUAAAAGCGAAGUGAUUGAGAAUGCCGAGGCUGAUGCUAACCGGGCUAAGGAUCUACUGCGGCGUUUCAAUGAGAGUGCUAUGAGGGCAAGGAACAAGGUUGAGAAAAAAGUGUCAGCUUCACAAAUUGCUUUUGGUUAUGGUGGAGAAUCAACUUCUUUGAAAUCAUACGGUAUUGCCAGGGAUGGGAGAAGUGUCAACAUCAAUCAGAAUUCGGCAUCUAGUGCGGUGGCAGAGAAAGAAUACACAGAACCAUGGGACUAUUACAGUAAUUAUCCAGUAACUCUUCCUGUGAGGAGGCCAUAUUCUGGAAAUCCAGAGCUUCUUGAUGAGGAGGAAUUUGGGGAGGCUGCAGAGUCCACAACAUACGAUGAAGAUGCAUCAAAUUCAGCAAUGGAGUUAGGCUUUUUGGAGGAAAACCUAGAGGCAAAUAUGUUCUUGAUUAAAUUGCCUCCGAAAUUGCCUAUGGUUAUACAAUCAAGUACUGAUGGAGGAAAAGAUGUUAAUGCGAAAGCUAAACCUCCUGGGGGUUCAAAAAAAGUGGAGAAGCUUUGUGAGUUGAAAGACUUACCAUCUGGCUUCGUGGGUAAAAUGCUGGUAUACAAAAGUGGUAAAAUCAAGCUCAAGCUUGGCAAUACCCUUUAUGAUGUUUCUUCAGGUAUGAAUUGUGGCUUUUCCCAAGAUGUGGUUGCUAUCAAUACGGCUGAGAAAAAUGUGUGCAGCAUUGGGGAGAUAAGCAAACAUGCUACAGUAACCCCGGACAUAGAUGCCAUAGUAGACAAUUUGUCUGAUUUUUGACAAAUUCAAAUCAUUUUUUCUUUUCAGAUAGUUUACAUUUUACCAAAAAAGGAUAGUUUUUACAUUUACAAAAAAAAAAGGAUAGUUUACAUUUUUACAUAUAGUUAUGAAUUUGUUGAAAUGAUGUCAUAAACAGUGAACUGAGAAAUAAGAAAAAUGAGCAUGAGAUUUUCUCUGUCUUGAAA